Molecule: messenger RNA, 933 nt
Organism: Paramuricea clavata
Lineage: Eukaryota; Metazoa; Cnidaria; Anthozoa; Malacalcyonacea; Plexauridae
Source: the annotation of a GenBank genome assembly
AUGACUGAUAUUGACUCGAAGCCACUCCACCCAAGAAAUAAGCUUCUCGUAUACAGUCGUUAUGUCUUAUCCAAAAUAUCGUGGCAUUUCACCAUCGCAACACUUUCUAAAACAUGGGUUAUUGAAAAUAUUGAUCCCGUAGUCAACCAGUACAUCCGUAAAUGGCUUGAAAUUCCAAUCUCAGGAACACUAAGUACUGUUUUUCUAACUCGCAAGAAAUUUGGUCAAAGUAUUUAUCCUCCAUCGGUGAAAUUUAUCCAAUGCCAAACAGUUCUUCGAAAAGCUUUAAAACUUUCUCCAUAUCAAUCAAUCAACGAACUGUGGAAAUCGACUAAUACUCAUACUAAUAUCCAAUACGACUUUUAUAACUCAACCAAAGAAGUGCUUAAAGACUUUCGGUCUGAACAUGAAGAUAAACUCCAAAAUCAAUUAACUUGUCAGGGACCCUUUUUCUCUAGUGUAACAAAGUUCUCCUUGUCGCAUCUUAGCAAAGUGUGGUCUACUGCUCAAUCAAAACUUCCGAAAAACAUUUAUAACUUUACCAUACGCUAUAUCAAUAACUCUCUUCCGACACCACGCAAGAACCUUAGCAGAUGGGGAUUGUCUUCAAGUUCAGAAUGCUCCUUUUGUCUUGGCCCAGAAUCAUUAUUGCACGUGGUCGCUGGAUGUCAGUGUUAUCUCGAUCGAUUUACGUGGAGACACAAUUCAAUCUUGAACUUCCUUGCCAAUACCUCGCAAACUGUGAACGGUUCUGCCCUCUACGCUGAUGUGCCUGGAUUCAAAAGUCCUUCAAUAAUAACUGGUGAUACGUAUCGCCCGGAUUUGUUGCUAUCGUUAUCAAAUGGCUCUCUUUAUGUGGUCGAGCUCACUGUUGGCUAUGAGACAAACCUCGAGAACAACGUUAAUCGGAAAAAGCCAAAUAUAAAGAACUAG